AUGAAACAAAAUAUUAUUAUUUUUCUAUUAAUUUUAUUUGUUUUUUGUUUUUGUAAAAUAAAAUCAGAAAAUUCAAUAAUUGAUAUAUAUGAUAUUUCAAAAAAAAAAGUUGACACAUAUACAAGAUAUCCCUCAGACACAUAUGAAACACAAUGUGAUUUUGUAUUUUUUUUAUUAUUGGUAGAUAAUUCAAAUAGUGGACAAGAUUUCAAUGUUUAUACAAUUGAUUUUGAACCAAGUAUAAAUUUUACACCACUAUUUUCUAAUUCAACAGCACAAGUAAUUGGAGUAAAAGUUUACCAUGUUUUUGCUGGAAAUUAUUCACCAACCAUUUUUACAAGUUUUUCAAAUGAUUCUUCAAUAAAUAAUAGUAUAACUAUAAAUUAUUCUUGUCAAUUGAUUGAUCCCAAAACAUUAAAUUAUACCGUGUUUACUUAUAAUAAUAACUCAACUUCAAAUUCAAUUUUUAAUAUGGGAGCAGUAUUUUUUUUUAAUGUAAAAUCUCCAAUUCAAAGUAUAUAUACACCAUCUAAUAAUAAUUCAUACACUAGUACAUUUGGAGAAGGAAUGAGUUUCUUUGCAAUUUAUUCAACAAUAAAUUUUAAUGAGUAUAAUUCUUUAAAUAUUUUGUUUUGGGAUGAAAAUUAUAUAAAUAUCACUUUUCCUCAGGUUGAUUAUAAAAAUUCCAAUAAUAAAAAUACCCAAAUUAUAACGUAUCCUUCGAAAAUUGACAAUUUUAUUCAGUAUGGAGUAAACACUUUUCCUCUUUAUAAGUUUACAUCAAAUGCAACCAAUAAAAAUCCAUUUAUAUAUAGUAUUGGCCAAUCGAGUUCAGUGGAUCGUCCAGUUCCAAUAUACCAAAGUAAAAAUGGAGAUUUAACUUAUUUAGGAAAGCUUUCAGAAUUUUAUCCUUCACAUGUUACAGUUUUUUGUCAAUAUGAUGAUAAAUUUUUACCAAUUUUUAAUAUAACUUAUAAUAUGACAGAGUUACCAUUGUAUAUUAGUGGGAAAUUUAAUAUUAUAUAUACACCACCGAAUGAAACAAAUUUAGUAAAUACUUUCAUUUUCACAUUGUUUGGAAAUUCAACACGUAAAUAUGAUUAUACAAUGAUUAGAUGCAUCACAGAACAAAUACAAAAAAUAUUUUAUUUUCCAUUUGGUUUUAAACAUGGAACAAACUUUAAUUUCCAAACCAAAGUUUCAUUUUUGCAACAACUCAAAUCUUCAACUACAGGUAAUAAUUAUAGUUUUCAAAAUGAUAAUUUUAAUAUUCUACCAAAUCAAUAUAUAAACUCAACAGGAGAGAAACCAGAAAUUUUAUUUUUUGAAAUGGUUCAUUUGUUAGAUUGUAACUUUUUAAUAAGAAUUAAAAUGAAAGAUUUUUUUUAUUUAUAUGUACACAAUGAUUUAGGUUACAAAGUAAUUGGAUUUGAAUCAUUGGUUAGAAUGGAAAAUGAUGUUGGACUAUAUGAAUUUGUAUUUGACUAUAUAACCAAUGAAUUUGUUGGUUUAGAUGUUUAUGAUACAUUAGGAAGGUCUAGAAAAUAUAACGUUGGAGAUUUUAUUUCAUUAAACCCAAUAACUACAAUUAAUCCAUCCCAUCAAAAAUUAAAUUCUUACUUUAUACAUAAUGUUUCCUUUUUACUGAAUGAUAUUGAUGUCACAAAUAAAUCAGUAGAUAAUAUUUUAUUUUUUAAUUAUGAUGGAAUCGAUACAAAUACUCCAAUUAUAUUCAUUUUAAGUGAUUAUGUAUCAAUAUUAUAUCAAAUUAACAACAUUACUUUUGGUACUUGGAAUUCAACCAUUUCAAAGUUUCAAAUUCAAUUUACAGUACCGGCAAACACUCAAUUAGGUAACUUUCCAUGGAUUUUAAUGAUUGGCAAUGGUGUACCAUUAAUUAGUGAAGUAUUACCUGAUUCUUAUCAAUUAAGAAUAAAAUCAACUUAUUUUGAUGCAUAUGGUCCAAUAUUUGAAAAUGUUAUUAAAAUUAAUAAUGGUAAUUAUAUUGGUUUUAGGUUUGUAAUUAGUGACCCUAUUAAUGGAUUUUUAAAAGGAAAAAUUGUUGUAAGAGGUGAAAUGGAUGGUUCAAUUUAUACUUUUAAUUUAAAUGAAAACCAUAUAAUUAAAGGUGAUAUUUAUUUGGGUGAAUACGAAAUUAAUAUUACAUUAUCAAGUGUAUGUGCAUCACAAUACUAUUUAAUUACAGAUGUUGAAUUAUGGGAUAGAUCUUUGAAUUUAAAUCAAUUUUCAACUUGGAAAGCAGUCAAUUUAUUAACAAAUCCAUUCAUCAAUUAUUUGAAUGACUCUGAAAUCAAUAGAAUAUAUAAACAAUGUAUUGGUGUUAAUGAUGGAAUAGAUGAAUCACCUCCAGUUCUUUUAUCAUUUGAAGCCAAUAGAACUGUUAAUAGUGAUGGUUCCCAAAUUAUUUCUUUUAAUUUUCAAGUUUUCGAUGAAGAUACUGGUUUAAAAGAUGAACAAUUUCCAACUGUUUAUAUUUCAACUGGUUAUUUAAGAGUGAUUGAAGGGAAAUCAAAAUUAUUAUACAAAAACAAUUCAACUGCAACUUUUACUUGUGAUAUUGACAUUCCAUAUGCUUUUGGAUAUAAACAAGAUAUAAUUUUUAGUGUUUAUGGUUUUAUUAAUAACGGUGGUUAUUUUAGUGGUUAUUCAACUGAAUGUUUAAAGAAUAGUUCUUUCAUUUAUUCAAUACCCGAUUUACCGAUAGUAGAAAGAUUAUUUAUUGAGGGUACUACUAAAAUUACCUCGACUGGAAAUAAGCUAUGGAUAAUGGGUACAAAAUUUGGUCCAAAUCAACUUGUUCAUAUUAAAUACUAUUCAGAUACAGAUUUUUCACAAAUUUCUCAACCAACUAAAGUAUAUGGAGUUACCAUGUUAAUUGAAGAUAUAAAACCAACAGAUAAACCAUUUAUAAUUAAAAUUGUCGAUAGCAGUCCGAUAGUUAUUAAUAAUAAGGAAUCAAAUCAUUUUGUGGUAACUCCAAAAGUUUUUAAAUAUCCACCACCAACAAUUUUUCCAACUUUAUCUCCAAUCCCAACAAAUAAGCCACAAAAAUGUAUAGGUGAACCUGAAUGUGGUGGUAAGAAUCAAGGUUAUUGUUCACAAUCAGGCUGUAUUUGUUAUCAACCAUGGGUUGGUAUUGAUUGUGGUUCUCAAGUUAUUAUCAUUCCACAACCAUCAACAAAUACAUCAACACCAACUGUUGAAAUUCCAAUUAUACCUGGAAACAAUAACAAUACAAACAACAAUAACCAAACAACAAAUUAUUACAUUUUUAAAUCAUUAAUAUCAAUUGUAUCUUUAAGAGAAUUAGAUUUUCAAUCAAAACCAAUCAAAUCAUUCACAUUUGAAAAAUGGAUUUUUACCACAAUAACAAAUUCUAAAAGUAAAUAUGAAGCAAUGAUUUUAAAUGAAAAUAUUACAACAACAAUAACAGUAAAUAUUGAAUGGUUUAAAGAUUCAACAAACAUUUCCUUUGCAAAUUCUCAAAUGACUAUUGAUGCAUCUAGUGUGAAAUAUACAAUUGAAAUUUCGGAAUAUAAAUUUUCAAAUAGUUUAAAUCAACUACAAUUAGUUAUGUCUGCAUCAUUCGAAACUGAUAAUAAUAAUGAUAUUUGCUCAUUAACAAAAUUUGGUGAUAGUUCAAAGGAUGACAAUUCAAACUAUUUCAAAAUUCAAAUUGAUGAUCAUUCACUUUAUGGAAGAUUUAUUAAACGUGCUAUUAUUGAUAAUUAUGUUAGAUCCAUUGAUAAUGUCUUAUUAGAUUCUUCAAUGGAAACAAUAAAAACACCAUCAACAUCACAAUCAUUCAUAGGUAUUACCAUUCCAAAUUAUAAACAAUCUAUAAUUGUAGAUCCUGAUUUUUCAGUUUUAAUUGAUUCAAAAUCAGUUUCAAAUGAUGAAGAAUAUUCAAUUUGUAAAAGUAAAUCAAAGUUAACCACAACACAACUAAUUGGUAUCAUUAUUGGAUCAGUAGGAUUUGCUGCUGUUAUUAUUUUUUCAAUAACCUAUUUCAUUAUUAAAAAACAUCGUGAAUCUAGAUUUACUAAAUCAUUCGAUAAAAAAUUAAAAAAAUUGGCAGAAAACAAAUAA
This is a messenger RNA of Dictyostelium discoideum AX4, 4110 nucleotides long. RefSeq names its product EGF-like domain-containing protein. The record is from RefSeq and is a predicted model, not a curated record. The transcript is spliced from 6 exons. Lineage: Eukaryota; Evosea; Eumycetozoa; Dictyosteliales; Dictyosteliaceae. The coding region runs from base 1 to 4110 and encodes 1369 amino acids.